CACGGUAAAGGUCCAUGCGAUGGUGAGAUUGGUGUAGUGAAAAAAUGUGCCAACACUGCAGUAAGAUCAAGACGAUUUAUUAUUGCCAACGCUCAUGACCUUUUUAACUUCUGCAAGGAAACUUUGUCACUACCCAAAGAAGAAGACCAUGUACACAUGAGAAGAAGAUUCUUCUAUGUCAAGAAUGGCGAAGUCAACCGAGAAGAGAGAGAACGAAGUACAAACAUCCGUCCUCUCCAAAAUACCCGAAGCUCCCACAGCUUUAGUGGUAUUGAACCCUAUUUUAUUGGAGUGAAGGAAAGGAGCUGUUUCUGUAACAUUUGUAUGGGUACAUCAGAUGAGGCAUGUCCAAAUACCAAGUUCACUGGUCAACUCUGUUUGACGUCGCUUAGAAGUGGGAAAAUAAAAAGAACAUCUGCACCCACAAGUCAACCAAAGCAAAUUGAUGAGGUAACUGUAUCUGUAUUGUCAAUACAGACUGACUCUACCCAGUCCACACAGGAGAUAUCAGCUCACACUAAAUUAGAUGAAGAAUUUGCUGCUCCA
Molecule: messenger RNA, 546 nt
Organism: Anneissia japonica
Lineage: Eukaryota; Metazoa; Echinodermata; Crinoidea; Comatulida; Comatulidae
Exons: 3
Source: RefSeq, a predicted model, not a curated record